CUGAAAUUAAUUUAUCCUUGAAUGUUUUAUAGCACGUAUUGGUAAAUUGUUCUUGGCCUGGAGGUUUAUUUGUAGAUUUUUCAUUACUGUCUUUAUUUCCAGUAGUUUUCAAGUAUCUUCUUCAUUCAAUAUUGGUAAGUAAUUAUUUUUCUAGAAAUGCAUCCAUUUCAUUGAAGUUUAAAAAUGUAUUGAUAUUAAGUUGUUCAUAAUGUUGCUCUUCAUCUUUUUGUGUCUGAAACUUCUGUUAUUGUGUCCCUUUAUUAAUUCAUACUAGAGUUUAUGUCCUCUUUUUUUUUUUUCUUGGUCAGUUUCACUAGCAGUUUACCUAAAGUUUAUAAACUUUUACCCUUGUGGACCUUGUCUGUUUUAUCUUUCUUUUAUAUAUCAUUAACAUUUUGCCAUUAUUUUUUUUUCCUUCUACUGUCUUUUUUUAUCUUAUUUUUAUAACUUCUUAGGAUGGAUGCUCUACUCAUUAAUUUUCAGUCUUUAAAAAAAAUUGUAACAGACAAGCAUUUUAAACUACGAACUUUCCUCUAAUUAUGUUCCAAAUGCAUUGUACAUGUUUUGGUACAUGAUUCUUUUAUUAUUCUCUAAUUCUAAAUAUUUUCUAACUUCCCUUAUUAGCUCCUCUUUGAACUAUUGGUUAGAUUAUCAACUAUUUGUAAGUUUUCAAAAAAAGUUCCUUUUUGUGACAAUUUCUAGCUUAAUUACACUGUGGCCUGAGACUGUGGUCUACAUUUUAAGAAAAUCCAGUUUUAAGAAAAAUUUGAGACCAAUUUCAUGGGCCAUACAUAGGUUGUCAUUUUUUACAUGACCCAGGAGUACUUGAAAAGAAUGCUUUAUCUCAAACUUUUAAAUAGUGUUGCUCAAAAUCUCUGUAUCUUUAAUUCCAGUUCUAGGACCUAGUCUGCCGUGUCCCUGGAAAAGGCAGGUGAUUCAUGAAGUUUUGAACUGGGUCUUUGUGGUGUUCAAUCUUUGCUCUGGACAGUGUGCUCACCAGAGGGCAGGGCAGUCUCUGGUCCAAAGAGAUGGUGCUGACUUUGUAUUUCAGACCUGAGAUCUUCAACGAGGACAGCCAACCACACAGAGGUAAGAGAGUUUGUUUCCAAGGUUUCUCCAACUUCCAGGAACAUCAGCUCACACUUGUGGCAUUUCUUACCCUGUAUAUUCUAACUCUGGCUGGCAAUGUCAUCAUUGUGACUGUAACCCACAUUGACCAUCACCUCCACACCCCCAUGUACUUCUUUCUAAGUGUCCUCUUAUCAGACACUUUCUACUCCCUGGUCAUCAUCCCUCGCAUGAUUUCCAGCCUUGUAGGUCUGAGCCAAUCCACUUCCCUGGAGGGCUGUGGGGCUCAGCUUUUUUCCUUCCUUGGCUUUGCCCUCACCAACUGCCUCCUAUUGGCAAUAAGGGGGUAUGCUUGCUAUGCGGCCAUCUCACUUUAUUACUCGAUCAUCAUGAACUGGAGGGUCUGUGCCAGGCUGGCAUCCUCAGUCUGUGCCAUGGGGUUCUCACUCUCGCUGGUUCAGGCUGUGGCCAUUUUCAGACUGCCAUGUCGAAAAGAGAAUCACACUUUGGUGAGUGAGUUUACUUUCCAGGGUUUCUCCAGCUUCCAUGAGCACCAGCUCACUCUCUUUAUUAUGUUCUUUGCACUGUACAUGUUAACCUUGGCAGGCAGUAUCAUCAUUAUGACCAUCAUUAGCCUUGAUCAUCACCUCCACACCCCCAUGUACUUCUUCCUCAGCAUGCUGUCAGCUUCAGAGACCAUGUACACACUCAUCAUUAUACCCAAGAUGCUCUGUAACCUCACAGGCCUGAGUCAGCCCAUUUCUUUGGCAGGUUGUGCCACUCAGAUGUUCUUCAUCAUUUUGGCCAUCAACAACUGCUUCCUGCUCACAGCAAUGGGGCACGACUGCUAUGUGGCCAUUUGCAACCCCUUGAGGUACUCUGUCAUCGUGAACAAGAGGGUGUGCAUCCAGCUGGUGUGGGAGGCCUGCAGCUUUGGGCUGGUUGUAGCCAUGACACAGGUUACAUCUGCAUUCAGGUUAUCUUUCUGUGCUACAAAGUUGGCCCACUUCAUCUGUGACAUCUGACCUGUGAUGAAGCUCUCCUGCACUGACAUGACUGUCAAUGAGAUCCUGACUUUAAUCAUCAGUAUCCUGGUGAUCCUGGUUCCCAUGGGAUUGGUUUUCAUUUCCUACAUCCUCAUCAUCUCCACCACCCUUAAAAUUGCCUCUGCUAAGGGCCAGAAGAAGGCCUUUGCCACGUGUGCUUCCCACCUCACUGUGGUCAUGGUCCACUAUGGCUGUGCCUCCGUUGUCUACCCCAAGCCCAAGUCAGAGAACACCAAGGAUCAGGGUCAGCUGAUCUCAGUGACUUACACCAUCAUCACCCCUCUACUGAACCCUGUGGUGUACGCUCUGAGGAACAAAGAGGUCAAGGAUGCUCUGCUCCGGGCCACUGGCAGGAAGCUUUCCUGA
Aethalodelphis obliquidens (Pacific white-sided dolphin) is the source of this 2480-nucleotide messenger RNA. Its product is annotated as olfactory receptor 10J1-like. The record is from RefSeq and is a predicted model, not a curated record. NCBI's taxonomy places the organism in Eukaryota, Metazoa, Chordata, Mammalia, Artiodactyla, Delphinidae. Gene Ontology annotation, molecular function: G protein-coupled receptor activity; olfactory receptor activity. Gene Ontology annotation, biological process: G protein-coupled receptor signaling pathway. Gene Ontology annotation, cellular component: membrane.